Molecule: messenger RNA, 2259 nt
Organism: Paramisgurnus dabryanus
Lineage: Eukaryota; Metazoa; Chordata; Actinopteri; Cypriniformes; Cobitidae
Source: RefSeq, a predicted model, not a curated record
UCUAGGCACACUUUCUCAAAAUCUGGCUAUCAGAUGUUUCAAGUAAUGAGGUUUGCUGUUGAGGAGAUUAAAAACUCAACCACCCUGCUGCCCAACGUCUCUCUGGGUUAUGAAGUUUUUGAUUAUUGUUCUGACACUAAGAAUUUCCCUUCAGUCUUCAGUUUUAUCUCAAAGAACGGCUCAAUAAAACCUCAGGAAAAACUUAGAAGUCAUCAGACUAAAGUCAUUGCUCUAACAGGACCAUAUGAAAGCACAAGAACUAUGACUAUUGCACCACUGAUCACAAUGGACCUUAUACCACUGGUAAAUUAUGGAGCUACCAGCUAUACAUUAAGUAAUAAACUUCAGUAUCCAUCUUUUAUACGAACAGUCCCUAGCAACAAAGACUUAAUCCAGAUGAUUAUUCACAUCAUCCAGUGGUUUGGAUGGAACUGGGUUGCUUUUCUUGGAGGCCCAGACAAUUACAGUGAAGAUGGUCUAAGACUGUUUUACAAGUACACUAGCAAUACUGGCAUUUGUUUGGCCUAUCAGGAGACUAUUGGCCAAAGUGCAAACUACAGUCUAACUCUUGAAAAGAUUAAUAAACUCAACAUCAAUGUCAUCGUGGUUUUUGCUUUUCCAAUAUAUGCAAAAAACAUAGUGAGAGCUGCCAUAGCAAACAACAUCCGAGGUAAAGUUUGGAUUGCAAGUGAAACAUGGUCCAUGAAUCAGCAGCUUCAAAAAGAGCCGGGAAUUGAGAAAAUUGGGACAAUUAUUGGCAUUACAGAGAGAUUGGUGUCAUUGCCGGGAUUUAAUGAAUUCAUUUCUAAAACCAAAGGAACAACUGAGGUUUAUCCUAAUGAUAACAUUGAGAGUGAAAUCCACACAAAGACAUGUAAUCAAGAUUGUGACAACUGCUCAUUGGUCACCGCAGAGGAAAUAAUAAAUGAAGAUUCCACAUUCUCCUUUGCCAUCUACGCUGCCAUAUACACCAUAGCUCACGCAUUACAUAAAGUUCUGCACUGCAACAUGAACCAAUGCAGCAAAAAUACAACAGUCAAGCCAUACAUGCUUCUAGGAGAAAUAAAGAAGUUGGACUUCCCACUCCAUGGUCUUCAGGUGAAAUAUGUUAAUGGUGAUCCAACCAUUCAUUAUGCAGUUGUACUCUGGAACACUGAAACAAAUCCUCACCCAAUACAAGCCUGGUCUUAAUAGCAAUAGAUGGUGGGCACUUAUGAUACAUUUCCAGAAUUUCUGUUUACCAUCAAUAACUCUCUAAUGCCCUGGCGUAACAAUACUUUAGUUCCUUUCUCAAACUGCUCUGUUGUGUGUAAGGAGGGUUAUUCAAAGGAACAUACAGGAUAUCAUGAUUGCUGCUUUCUGUGUAAAAAAUGCCCACAAAACAGCUAUGUGAAUUAUUCUCUCAACACGCCACAGAAUGGGUCAGCCUUGCUAAGGAUGAGCUUUCAGGAGAUGGCUCAGCUAUUUUCAGAAGAGGAUGCAUUGCCUGGAGAACCGAUGUUUAAACAUCCAUUCCGCCACUCAGAUGAGCUGUCUGUUGCAGCUUCUGGAGAGUUUGGUAUGGAUGAGGAUUUAAUGCCAUCAGAACCUGGGACAUCUCAGAAUCAGGGGAUUUGGCCUCUCAAGUUUGACAGAGGUUCUCAACCCCCGAAAACAGAGGGAUUGCCAAUAUUUCCAGACUUUGUGUCAGAGUUGCAUUCUUCAUGGUUAACUCCCAGUUCUACUGCUCUCCCAAGGACACAGCUAGGUAACCUAGCAGGAGCAGCAGCCUACAGGCUUGCUACAGCUCCUCAAAUUGGACCCACAUUUUCUAUACUGGCAGGUGCAACUGCAAGGGCAGUCUAUCUAGAAAAUUUGGCAGGUGAGGAGACCCCAGAGGCUUUGCAGGUGGUGGACAUGCUAAUACGAGGGACAAGUGCACUUGUCCAGGCUCUAGGUCAGUCCAUGGCUAGUAUGGUUCAGGCUCGCCGACAGGUGUGGAUGUCCCAGGCUAAUCUUUUGGACCAGGACUACAUGGCUGUAUCUGCAGCUCCAAUAAUAGCUGGGGAGGUUUUUGGGGCCCUUUCAGAGGCGGCUCUGGAGCAGUACCCUCCACGGACCUUCACCAAGUGUAUGGAUGCUGCCCUUAUUCCUCUUCUGUGCCAGGGCAUACGAAUAGCCAAUUACCCAGAUGACUGGUUAAUUUGCUCCCCUACAGAACAGCAGGCCAGGCAGAACACAGAGCUGGAUCUGGCCCACUUACAGAACUUAGGGAUUUGA